Amborella trichopoda is the source of this 2144-nucleotide messenger RNA. RefSeq names its product RNA-binding KH domain-containing protein (gene FLK). Lineage: Eukaryota; Viridiplantae; Streptophyta; Magnoliopsida; Amborellales; Amborellaceae. The record is from RefSeq and is a predicted model, not a curated record. Gene Ontology annotation, molecular function: RNA binding.
AAGAGGAGCACGCUUGCUCUUUCUCUCUCUUCAUCAUCCCACGCCUUACUUCCGUGCUGGUGUCAUCCGCUCUGGCGCGCCCAACCUAAAAACCCAAGCGCGACUCUGUCCUUCAAUUUAGCAUUCCCCCCUCUCUUACAAACCCUUAAAAAGUUUUUUAGGCGGGGGAUCGGGGCUCUCUCUCUCUCUCUCCGCUUCAUUCCUUCAAAUCUCUGCGCUCUUCGGAGGCUAUAAUUUGGUAAACCACAAUAUGGCAACAUCAGCUGAAACUUUCCCUGAAGAAGAGACGAUUGUACCACCUGGAAACACUGACACAAACGAUAACACAAACACAAACACCAACACAAAUACCAAUACUACCAAGAAAAGGGGACGCGAUGAUGAGGCUGGAGCUGGAGGAGGAGGACCAGGAGGUGGUGACAAAAGGUGGCCUGGAUGGCCAGGAGAGAGUGUUUUUCGAUUGUUGGUUCCUGCUCAAAAGGUUGGAGGUAUCAUUGGUAGGAAAGGGGAGUUUAUUAAACGCAUGUGCGAGGAGACAAGAGCACGAAUCAAGAUUCUUGAGAAUGUUCCUGGUGCACCAGAGAGAGCGGUUAUGAUCUCUGCCAAGGAAGAGCAAGAUUCUGCCAUGCCACCUGCCAUGGAUGCCCUCCUUAGGGUUCACAAGCGUGUGAUUGAUGGUGAUCAGGAGUAUGGUCAUGCUCCACAACGUGGUGGCCCUCCGAUUUCAAGCCGACUUUUAGUGGCAGCAACACAAGCUGGAAGCCUCAUUGGGAGGCAGGGUACAACUAUAAAAUCUAUUCAAGAAGGCUCUAAUUGUACUGUUCGAGUGCUUGGGGCAGAAGACCUUCCAAUGUGUGCUUUAGCUGAUGACAGAGUUGUUGAGAUACAAGGGGAUUCUGCAGGUGUGCAUAAAGCAAUAGAGUUGAUUGCAACUCACUUGAGGAAGUUCUUAGUCGAUCGUAGUGUUCUUCCACUUUUUGAAAUGAAUAUUGGAAUGUCUAAUAAUCAGAUGGAACAACACAUGCCCCACAUGGCUGGUGGGUAUCCUCAGAGUAAUUCAGUGCCCAAUGCUGGGGGUUCUGGGUUUUCGGCUAAUCCUCAGUACAUGCCCCCACCAAGACAGCAUGAUAAUUACUACCCACCAUCUGAUCUUCCUCCUAUGGACAAGCAGCGUCACCCAGGCUUAUCUGUAUAUGGAAGGGAUACAUCCGUACCGAAUGCCCAAGCACCAGCAAUUAUCACACAGGUCACCCAGCACAUGCAAAUCCCACUGUCAUAUGCUGAUGCAGUGAUUGGGACAGCUGGUGCAAGUAUUAGCUAUAUUCGUCGAGCUAGUGGUGCAACCAUCACUAUACAAGAAACGAGGGGCGUGCCUGGAGAAAUGACUGUUGAAAUACAUGGAUCUGCAACCCAAGUCCAAACUGCUCAGCAAUUGAUACAGAAUUUCAUGGCGGAGGCUGCAGCAGCACCUGCAAACAUUCAUGGUUCAGAUCAGGGUUAUGCUGCUAUGAGCCAACCAUGGUUCCCGAAUACUACUCCUAAUUCUGGGCCUACAAACCCUCAUGCCCCUACAGACCAGAGUUAUCCAGCUCUUAAUCCUGUGUUUCCUAAUGCUUCUUCUAAUGCUGGAGCAAGUGGGGUUCAUCCUACGAGUGGAGGUUAUGGAUCGGUUUACAGUGGCAAUUAUGGCUAUUAGGGCUUAGCACUUCUUUCGAGGCAAAGGUUAUUGACUAAACAUUAGGUUUAUGUGAGCCCAUCUUCCUAGGAACCAAAGAUUUUUGCUAUGCAACUUUUCAGGGUAUCAGAAUUUGAUUUUCUGAUAAUGUGUGCACACUCAUUCAAAAAAGAGUUUGCUGUAUGCCCCAUUUCAGUUGAGAUAUUUGGUGCCUGCUGUACAUUAGAGGAACAUGGGUUUUGGUUGCUGAGAGGGUUUCUAGUUACUUGGUCACUUGUAGUUAAUAUCUGGUUUGAAUUGCCCUGUUCCCUUGCAUUUUCUCACGUGCUGGCUUCAGUUGUUCCAUUAGUUUUUCAAGCAAAGUUGGUUUGUUCAAAUGGAAUUGCUGUAAGCUCAACAUGCGGUAUUUAGUUUUUCCUUUUUCUAGAAAUGUUGUGGAUUUUUUAUUUUAAAGAACUUUCAUGGAAUU